Ceratina calcarata is the source of this 862-nucleotide messenger RNA. Its product is annotated as venom allergen 3-like. The transcript is spliced from 5 exons. Gene Ontology annotation, cellular component: extracellular region. Lineage: Eukaryota; Metazoa; Arthropoda; Insecta; Hymenoptera; Apidae. Bases 74 to 757 code for a protein of 227 amino acids. The record is from RefSeq and is a predicted model, not a curated record.
GUAUACGCGUUCAGUGUAUACUCAGUGACAGGACUAUCGCAGUUAACGCAGCGGUGAGAAGAAAACUACGAUCAUGAAGAUAUUUCUGUGCUUCGCUAUUGUCCUCUUGCUCGCAACCACGAGCAAAGCCAUCGACUGCAACCGUUACUCAUGCAAAUCUAGCCACACCUUGUGCAAAUAUCCAAAUCCAAAUCCGGCACCAGCUUGCGGCUCGGUGAUGUCCGUGGGAUUUACGGACGCAGAGAAGAAUGCAAUAGUUAAAAAGCAUAACGAUCUAAGAGCGUACGUUGCCGCUGGAAUGGAGAAGCAAGGCAAUCCUGGACCUCAACCCCCCGCUCUGAACAUGAAAACCAUGAUCUGGGACGAAGGUUUGGCCGAGGUGGCUCAAAGGUGGAGCAAUCAAUGUCACUUUGGUCACGAUCAAUGCAGAAACGAUGCAUCUGACGGAUACGUUGGACAAAAUGUUGCCUGGGCGGGUUGGACCGGUGGAGCUGGCAGCAAACCCGAAGACCUCGUUCAAUCGUGGUACAACGAAGUGAAGGACUUCGACAGGAACCAAGUUUCUCGAUUUACAGGACAGAACUUCGAGAAGGUGGGUCACUAUACUCAAUUGGUAUGGGCGAAUUCGUAUAGACUCGGUUGCGGGAAGAUCACAUACAAGGCGCCAGGUUCCCAAUGGACGAGUUUGUACUUGGUCUGCAAUUACGGACCAGGUGGUAACUAUAUAAAUUCUCCGAUUUAUGAAAUCAGACAGUAACCACUGAAACGAGUAGUUCAUUGAAAAUGCAUAGCCAAGUUCUAACAAGACAUACAUGUAUCAGCGGAAGUAGAAUAAAAAGAUACUUAUAUAUGCUUGUAUAAA